This is a messenger RNA of Hypanus sabinus (Atlantic stingray), 5634 nucleotides long. RefSeq lists its product as uncharacterized. The coding region runs from base 2406 to 4997 and encodes 863 amino acids. The record is from RefSeq and is a predicted model, not a curated record. The transcript is spliced from 26 exons. Lineage: Eukaryota; Metazoa; Chordata; Chondrichthyes; Myliobatiformes; Dasyatidae.
GCGGUCUGUGGGGUAGAGAAUGUAGUAGCUGAGGAUGAUUCAGUGAGGGAGGGUCUGGUAGUGAUGAGGUUUUCAGUGAGGGAAUGAGGAUAAGCAGUGUCUCUGUAGGAGGGACUGAGGGUGAGGAAUGUUCUUGGUGAGGGAGGGUAUGAGAGUGUCUCAGUGAGGGAAGAUUUGGGGGUGAGGGUCUUGAUGAGGGAGGUUCUUGGGGUGUGGAGGGUCGGUGAAGGAGGUUCUGAAUGGGGAGGGUCACAGUCAGGAUGGUGUUAGUGAGGGGUGUCUGAGUGUGAGGAGGGUCUUAGUGAGGGAGAAGCUGAAGCUGAGGAGGGUCUCAGACCAUGGGACCUCUUACAUUGAGUGUUGGUCUGAGUAUCUCCUGAGGUAGAGAUGGGUCUGAGGUGAGGGAACACUCUAGGAUAAGGGAUGGACUGAGGAAACUCAUGGGGUAAGAGGACGGUGUCUGUUGUAGCAGCUCCAGGGAUGGGCUGAAAAAACUCCUGAGGUAGUGGGAGGGAUCGAGGUGAGGCAGCUCCUGAGAUCAAGGGACCAUCUGACUUGAGGGAUCUCCGUAGGGUGAGAGAUGGCUGGGUCUAAGGGACUGACUUGAGGGAGCUUCUGAGGUAGUGGGGUAGUCGGAGUGAGGGGGCUGCUGAGGGUGAGGGACGGUGUGUUGAGAGGGAGCUCCCGAGGGUGAGGGACGGUAUGUUGUGAGGGAGCUCCCGAGGGUGAGGGACGGUGUGUUGAGGGGGAGCUCCCGAGGGUGAAGGACGGUGUGUUGAGAGGGAGCUCCCGAGGGUGAGGGACGGUGUGUUGAGAGGGAGCUCCCGAGGGUGAGGGACGGUGUGUUGGGAGGGAGCUCCUGAGGGUGAAGGACGGUGUGUUGAGAGGGAGCUCCCGAGGGUGAGGGACGGUGUGUUGAGAGGGGGCUCCCGAGGGUGAGGGACGGUGUGUUGAGGGGGAGCUCCCGAGGGUGAGGGACGAGUCUGAGGUGGGCAGAGUCCCAAUGGUCAGAGUCCACUGAUGACGGGUCUGUUACAGGAAGGUGUCAGACUGAGAGCGAUGGACUCUCCGUGUCAGAGGCAGAGGCAACGUCUGGUGAGGAGCCACAGGGGAACAUUGAACAACAGAUGGAAACCAGGCUGAGGAGGCCACACCGGGAGCACCGGAUACAGUAGAUGCCCCAACAGUUUCACAGGCAAUUGGCUAUAAAAAGAAGAGCAGGCAGAAGACCAGAGCACGGUGUGCAGGAAGAGGAGGGUUGGAGAUGGGAGACUGGGUAAUCGGUGCGGUCUGCAGAGUCCUUGCCAAAGACGUAAGCAUGGAUACAGAGGCAAUGGAAGAAGAGUUCAAUGUCACGGGACUGUGGCCAUUUUAUCUACUGAUCAGUGUGUGGAAUGAAAACAGGACACCCUGCUCAAGAGUUACCUCCUGAGGCCCCUCCAUCUCAUUAUGCAAGAAGACAACACACCAGGAGCAGAAGAUGUCACCAGCCCCUCAAGCCCGGGCCACCACUCAUGGGUUGAUAUGUCCCAGUGCCACACCAGUAUACAAGAACAGAGAAGCCUAUCAAAAGUGGUGGAUACAGCCCAGUGCCCAGGAAAAGCUCUCCCAACCAUUGAGCACAUCGACAAGGAGCGUUGACACAAGAAAGCAGCAUCCAUCAUCAGUGACCCCCAUCAUCCAGACCGUGCUCUCUUCUCACUGCUUCCAUUGGGCAGGAGGUACAGGAGCCUUGGUCUCACAUCACCAGGUCUAGAACAGUUAUUACAGUUCCAUUGAGGAUAACUUCACUCACCUCAAUACUAACCUGAUUCCACAACCUAUGGAGUCACUUUCAAGGAGUCUACAUCUCAUGUUCUCAGUAUUAUUUAUUUAUCUAUUUUUCUUUUUACAGUGCCUUGAAAAAGUAUUCAGGCCCUGACACAUUGUUCACAAAAAUGAGUAUUGCAGCCAAGGAUUUUGACCAAUUUAACUGGGAAUUUUUAUUUGUAAAUCACAUGCUCCUUGUUUUUGCAGUGGAGCCAGGAAAAGAAACAGGGGAAAUUGUAAAGCGUGAAAAACUAAGAAUUCAAAAACUGAAAUAUCAGCAGUUCCAGAGUAUUCAUCCCCCCGCCCCUUUGUUCUGUACAGAAGAGGCCAGGCUGACUCGAGGGAUUUGGAGUGAGGUCGAGGCAGUUUUGGGGCAUGCAGAGUGGAGAAAAGUUGGAUCAGCAGGCCCAGCAUAAAUACAUCCCAGAGAAGAAGUGUUCUAACUGGAGGCUGAGGCUGACAAGGGAAGUCGAAGAUAGCAUAAAAGCAAAAGAGAGGGCAUGGAUCGCAAAAUCAGUGUGAGGCUGAAAGAUUGGGAAGCCGACGAAAACCAACAGAAGGCAACUUCAAAAGCAAUCAGGAGAGAAAUGUGAAAUAUGAAGCCGGUGCGGAAAGUAGUCGUUGAACUGCCGCUGUGUCUUACACCACUCACAGCAGAGAGUGAGGAGGUUGUAGGUGGUCCCAUCUCCCUCCAGUUCACCCAGCAACACCUCAUUGGGAGUCACACAAUGUCACCGGCUGAACUGAGGGUUGUGCUGCUGAUCCUGGGUUUUCUGGUCACAGACUCCGCACUCGGUGAUCCGUGUGAUAACCACACCGUCCUGGAUCAGCCCUGGAGGAGCACGGAUUGUAACUGCACAAAGUGUACCGGUGGAGAAUGGAAGGGAGAUAAAAAUCUUGCAGUGGGAUGGUACAGAUUUAACAGUUCCGGAGGAUCGAAGAUUCCCGAGAUGGUCGUUCCACAGGGUUGCUGCUGCGGGAAGAAAUCAGGCUGGUUAAACGGUCCCCAUCCCAACGUGGGAGAGGGGGAGGUGACCAGGACCGUCUGCUUCAGCAAGGAUGAAAACCCCUGUGAGAAGAACCAGAAGAUCAGGGUGAAAAACUGCUCUGGUUACUUUGUGUAUCGGCUGGAGCCUACAACCGGGAAUGAUUCUGUGUACUGUACAGUCACAGACUCCGCACUCGGUGAUCCGUGUGUAAACCACACCGUCCUGGAUCAGCCCCGGAGGAGCACGGAUUGUAACUGCACAAAGUGUACCGGUGGAGAAUGGAAGGGAGAUAAAAAUCUUGCAGUGGGAUGGUACAGAUUUAACAGUUCCGGAGGAUCGAAGAUUCCCGAGAUGGUCGUUCCACAGGGUUGCUGCUGCGGGAAGAAAUCAGGCUGGUUAAAAGGUCCCCAUCCCAACGUGGGAGAGGGGGAGGUGACCAGGACCGUCUGCUUCAGCAAGGAUGAAAACCCCUGUGAGAAGAACCAGAAGAUCAGGGUGAAAAACUGCUCUGGUUACUUUGUGUAUCGGCUGGAGCCUACAACCGGGAAUGAUUCUGUGUACUGUACAGUCACAGACUCCGCACUCGGUGAUCCGUGUGUAAACCACACCGUCCUGGAUCAGCCCUGGAGGAGCACGGAUUGUAACUGCACAAAGUGUACCGGUGGAGAAUGGAAGGGAGAUAAAAAUCUUGCAGUGGGAUGGUACAGAUUUAACAGUUCCGGAGGAUCGAAGAUUCCCGAGAUGGUCGUUCCACAGGGUUGCUGCUGCGGGAAGAAAUCAAGCUGGUUAAAAGGUCCCCAUCCCAACGUGGGAGAGGGUGAAGUGACCAGGGCCGUCUGCUUCAGCAAGGAUGAAAACCCCUGUGAGAAGAACCAGGAGAUCAGGGUGAAAAACUGCUCUGGUUACUUUGUGUAUCGGCUGGAGCCUCCAACCGGGAAUGAUUCUGUGUACUGUACAGUCACAGACUCCGCACUCGGUGAUCCGUGUGUAACCCACACCGUCCUGGAUCAGCCCUGGAGGAGCACGAAUUGUUCCAACACUGAGUGUACCGAUGGACAAUGGAUGGGUGAUGGAAAUCUUGCAGUGGGAUGGUACAGAUUUAACAGUUCUGGAGGAUGGAAGAUUCCAGAGACGGUCAUUCCACAGGAUCACUGCUCCGGGCAGUACCCAGGCUGGUUAAACGGUCCCCAUCCCAACGUGGGAGAGGGGGAGGUGACCAGGACCGUCUGCUUCACUGUGAGUGAAAACACCUGUUACUGGAGCCGGGAGAUCAGGGUGAAAAACUGCUCCGGUUACUUAGUGUAUCGGCUGGGGCCGACAACCGGGAGUAACGCUGUGUACUGUACAGACUCCGCACUCGGUGAUCCGUGUGUAACCCACACCGUCCUGGAUCAGCCCUGGAGGAGCAUGAAUUGCUCCAACACUGAGUGUACCGGUGGACAAUGGAGGAAUGAUGUAAAUCUUGCAGUGGGAUGGUACAGAUUUAACAGUUCUGGAGGAUGGAAGAUUCCGGAGACGGUCGUUCCACAGGGUCGCUGCUCCGGGGAGUUCCCAGGCUGGUUAAACGGUCCCCAUCCCAACGUGGGAGAGGGGGAGGUGACCAGGACCGCCUGCUUCACCCAGGGUGAAGACAGCUGUUACAGGAGCCAGGAGAUUGGGGUGAAAAACUGCUCCGGUUACUUUGUGUAUCGGCUGCUGCCAGCACCCUUGAGUUACGCUGUGUACUGUACAGACCUGGAGGCUUCCACAAUGGAUCAAUCCAAUGGAUCAUCUACAGGACAACCCAUCCCAUCACCAUCCUCUGUCUCAGAGGGACAGAGAUCCUCAGAUUCCCAGUCGGACACCACUCAGGAACCCCAGGGGUCUGCGACUGGAGGACCUGGUCCGGGUUUGUCCACCACCCCAGCAGGGUCUGCAAGCUCAGAUCCAGAUAGGAGGACAAGCCCCAACGCCGGGCAGGAGAAGCCGACGGACACCACGUGCAAAACCUAUGAGAUGAUCCCAGUGAAUGAGCUCCUGUUGGAUGAGGAGUGUGAGGGGAUGAUCAGCAGUGUCAAAGUGCUGUACCUUGGACAGAAGAACCUGGGAGACCCCCAGGAGCGAGAGGCCUACCUCGAUCAGAUACGUGAGAUACUGAGGAAACAGCUCCCCUGCAAGCAAAUCCUGUCCAGGAGAAAUCACGACAAGGGAAAUAACUGAGAAGGAAGAUCUCAGACUGUGUUUGUCCAACGUAUCACAGGGUGAUGGACGAUGUGUGAAGUGUUCAUGGGUUGUGGUGGGGAGUGUGAGGUUUCAGUCGGUUGUGUGAUGGUGGUGGGGAAUCCAAUAUCAGUGAAAUAUUAGCAUCAAUUAGACUGUGUAUCUGUCAUUGAGAAUCAGGUUUAUUAUCAGUGACAUAUUACUCUUUCAUCUUUCAUUAUUUCUCAUCGAUUGAGUGUAAUAAUGGGUUUAAUCCAAGCAAUGAAAGACACAUUCAGAUUCCUGGGAAGUGUCUCUGUAAUUGUUUCUGUAUUUCCAAUGAUCCAUGGUUACUUUAAUUAAGAAUGUAUUUCUGUUUUACUUCAGUUGUGAUGUUACAUUCAUUUAUGACUGUUAUUAAAAGUAAUAUCAUAAAGACACAAAAUAAAUGAACAUUCCCAAACAGCUUGCGGAGAAAGGAGACUGUUUCUGCACAAUUGAUCUUCCUUUGCAUGUCAGCUGUUUGUCGGUCUUUAUUUAAGUGUAGAUUUUGGUAAGUUGUAUCGUGCUUUAUUUUCACGUGAAUGCUUGUAUGAAAAUGAGUCUCAGGGUAGUAUAUGGUGAUGUAUACGUACUUUGUUAAUAAAUUUACUUUGAA